Molecule: messenger RNA, 1677 nt
Organism: Aplosporella prunicola CBS 121167
Lineage: Eukaryota; Fungi; Ascomycota; Dothideomycetes; Botryosphaeriales; Aplosporellaceae
Exons: 3
Coding region: 1-1677 (558 amino acids)
Biological process (GO): nucleobase transport; transmembrane transport
Cellular component (GO): plasma membrane
Molecular function (GO): nucleobase transmembrane transporter activity
Source: RefSeq, a predicted model, not a curated record
AUGGAAAAGGUCAAAAAUACCAAGUUAGCCCACUAUAUCGACAAGUUGGCUGUUGAGGCCGAGCCCGGCCUGACCAGCACGCAGCUGCUAUUGACAAACCAUGAUUUGAAACCAGUGGAGCCUGAACGUCGACAAUGGCGCUCUUGGAACUUCGUUGGCUUUUGGGUCGCCGAUUCUUUUAAUAUCAACACUUGGAUGAUUGCUUCCUCGAACAUCGCCGAUGGCCUCUCAUGGUGGCAGGCGUGGGUUUGUGUGUGGGUGGGCUACGCUAUUUCAGCUUGCUUUGUCUGCGCCACUGGACGUAUUGGUGCCACCUACCACAUCGGUUUCCCCGUUGUCAACAGAGCCUCUUUUGGAAUCUGGGGUUCACUAUGGCCAGUCUUCAACCGCGCAGCCAUGGCUUGUGUGUGGUAUGGCGUACAGGCGUGGAUUGGUGGUGAAUGCGUCGAGUUGAUGAUCAGAGCCAUCUGGAACAACUGGAGAGACGACAAAGUACACAACGGCAUUCCCAGUUCCGGUACCACUACGGUCAAGUUCGUCAGCUUCUUUUUCUUCUGGGUUGGAAGUCUCCCCGCGCUUUGGUUCCCCGUCCAUAAGAUCAGGCAUCUGUUCACUGUCAAGGCCUACGUCGUACCUGCCGCCGGCAUUGCCUUUUUUAUCUGGUUUGUGGUCAAAGCUGGAGGCGUCGGACCCAUUGUCAAGCAGCCCGCAAGCGUCCAUGGAAGCAUACUCGCGUGGGGUAUCGUCAAAGGCAUAAUGAGUUCCAUCAGCAACUUUGCGACGCUGAUUGUCAACGACCCCGAUUUCAGCCGUUUCGCAAAAAGGCCCCAGAGCGCAUUAUGGUCCCAACUCCUCACGAUUCCGAUCGGUUUUGCCAUAACCUCCUUCAUCGGCAUCAUCGUCUCUUCGUCGGCGACAGUUAUCUAUCCAGGUUCCGAGCCUGUCUGGGACCCUUUGCAGCUUCUUCACAAGAUUCUGGACCACGAUAACAACAGCGCAAACCGCUUUGGCGUCUUUGUCAUUUCGGCCGCCUUCGCUCUGGCACAGCUUGGCACGAACAUUGCCGCCAACUCCGUCUCCGCUGGCACAGACAUGACGGCGCUGUUGCCACGCUAUAUCGACAUUCGACGUGGCAGCUACAUCUGCGCUCUUAUUGGUCUCUGCAUGUGUCCUUGGAAUCUCAUGUCUUCCAGCAACAACUUCACGACCUACCUGUCCGCCUACUCGGUCUUCCUGUCGUCCAUUGCUGGCGUCAUGGUCUGUGACUACUAUGUCGUUCGCAAAGGCUACUAUAACGUCAAGGAGCUGUAUUCAGCCCGCAGUACCAGUCCCUAUUACUUUGCCUACGGUUUCCACUGGCGUGGAUACGCUGCCUACAUAGCCGGUAUCCUCAUCAACGUCGUAGGUUUUGCUGGUGCGGUAGGAACUAAGGUACCCGUCGGCGCGACGUACAUCUACAAUCUUAACUUUUUCUGUGGCUUCAUUGUGGCUGCAUCGACAUAUUGGAUCCUCUGCGCUGUUUCUCCGAUCCCGGCAACCAGCGACACGUGGAUGGAGGUUGGCGAUGAGAUAAACGACAUCACAGUAGCAUAUGAUGAUCGCACUUCGGAUGGCUAUGAUGAAGAAGUUGUGACGGGCAGCAAGGCCGCUGAGACGGGCGAGCUACAAAAGGUGUAG